Molecule: messenger RNA, 774 nt
Organism: Schistosoma spindalis
Lineage: Eukaryota; Metazoa; Platyhelminthes; Trematoda; Strigeidida; Schistosomatidae
Source: the annotation of a GenBank genome assembly
AUGUCAUCGGAUGACACCAAAAAGCCACCUGAAGAUAACAAAAACCUAUCCGAGGACACCAAAAAGUCAUCCUCGUCUAGAGUUAAUUUUAUGAUUCAAGAAGCUUCUAAACUUGAAGUUUCUGGCAUUUCACAAUUGUAUAAUUGUGUUCGACAACGUAUGAUGGAUGUUGGUUUAUUAGAGGAUAAUCGAAAUCUUAGAAAUUCCAUUGAUGCUCCAUGGUUAGAUGAUGAAGCGAUUCAAUUAAAAUUAUAUUAUCAAGAAGCUAUAACACUAUGGACAACAUGGCCAACAUCUUCAUGUGCUGAAAGAAUUAAAUUAAUUCGUAAACAAUUAAAUGAAAAAUUAAUUAAUUUACGUUAUAAAUGGGAAGAGAAAAUUCAUAAUUGUCGUAUAAUGGAUAAUAGAAAUGCUGAAAAAGCUUUAAAAUUAAAUGCAACACAAUAUAAUGAAUUAUUAUUAUUUACAUCUGGUCAAGAACAACAACUACACCAACAACAAAAUAACGCUCCACCAUAUUGUUCAAUGCCUGCUUCCUCUUCAAACAAGAGAUCCCAUUACAAUUAUCAUCCAUAUAAUUUAAAUGAAAAUCAUCAUUAUCAUCGUCAACGUCAUCAUCAUUACCAAGAUUCAUUAAAUAUUCCACGAACUAUGAUGAAACAAUCUAAUCGUCAACCAUUUAGUUAUUAUAUUCCAAAUGAUGUCAAUAUGACACCUCAAGAUAAUCGACGUAUUCAUGGGGUAGCAUAUCAAAACUAUUUCCAUGGAUCAUAA